Dermacentor albipictus is the source of this 399-nucleotide messenger RNA. The record is from RefSeq and is a predicted model, not a curated record. NCBI's taxonomy places the organism in Eukaryota, Metazoa, Arthropoda, Arachnida, Ixodida, Ixodidae.
AUGCCCACUGGCAAGAUGGAGGGCAUCACUACAUACAGCUGCAAACGGUGUCAUCGAAGAGAACCCACUCUGUCUGCCCUUUUUCGGCACUUUAACGCAUGUCAUGGGAGCGAGAGCAACUGGACCUGCAGUUUGGAGGGCUGCUCUAAGAGCUACAAGGUCUACAGGUCAUAUCGCAUGCAUGAACACUGCAUUUUCAGAAAUGCAAAAGAUCAAAAUCUGUUCAUUCUUCAAUUGUACUUUGACGAAUUUGAAGUCUGCAACCCUUUGGGUAGCAAACGUGGAAAGCAUAAGGUUUUAGGAGGAUAUUUCACCAUAUUAAAUGAACUUCCUAAAACCCGUUCAAAACUUGCUGACAAGUAUUUAGUCCUCCUUGUCAAGAAGAGACUGUGUGGCUGA